CCAAUAUCACAAUCUUUGCCCUAUAAAAACCCUAAGACCAUCUCCACAUUCUUCACACAACACACCUCAAGCUUUAUAACUUCUAAAACAAACUCUUAUAACUUUUUACUUCCUCCUCCAUGGCUUAUUCUAAGAUUGCUCUUCUCCUCAUCUUCAAUGUCAUCUUCUUCACUUUAGUCAGCUCGACUUCAGUCCCUUGUCCACCACCACCGCCCAAGAGCCACCACAAGAAACCCGCAACGCCAUCUCCUAAACCCACUUGUAAAGACGCUCUUAAACUUAAGGUAUGUGCUAACGUGUUGGAUUUGGUUAAGGUUUCUCUGCCACCAACGUCCAACUGUUGCGCUCUUAUCAAAGGUCUAGUUGAUCUUGAAGCCGCGGUCUGUCUUUGCACUGCCCUAAAGGCUAAUGUUCUUGGUAUCAACCUUAAUGUUCCCAUUUCUUUGAACGUUGUCCUAAACCAUUGUGGUAAGAAGGUUCCAUCUGGUUUCAAAUGUGCCUAGAGAUUACACAUUUUAAAUUGAGAUUUCUAUAUCUCACAUUUCAUUCCUGUUUUUAAAAUUCCUCGUUUGAUGAUAUCUUUAUAUUGUUGUAAUUUGUUUUAUGCUUCAUCAAUGAAAUAAAUCAAAAAGUGUUUUGCUUAUUCUCUUAUCAACUUUGUUUGAAAUGUGCCUAGAGAUUACACAUUUUAAAUAGAGAUUCUAUAUUAUGUUAUAACUUCAUUUGUUUCUUGUUUUAACAUUCCUCGUUUGAAUC
Molecule: messenger RNA, 756 nt
Organism: Arabidopsis thaliana (thale cress)
Lineage: Eukaryota; Viridiplantae; Streptophyta; Magnoliopsida; Brassicales; Brassicaceae
Product: Bifunctional inhibitor/lipid-transfer protein/seed storage 2S albumin superfamily protein
Exons: 1
Coding region: 120-503 (127 amino acids)
Source: RefSeq, marked reviewed